Maylandia zebra (zebra mbuna) is the source of this 1565-nucleotide messenger RNA. RefSeq names its product gap junction Cx32.2 protein. Gene Ontology annotation, biological process: cell-cell signaling. NCBI's taxonomy places the organism in Eukaryota, Metazoa, Chordata, Actinopteri, Cichliformes, Cichlidae. The record is from RefSeq and is a predicted model, not a curated record. Gene Ontology annotation, molecular function: gap junction channel activity. Gene Ontology annotation, cellular component: connexin complex.
GUUCUAUGUGUUAUAUUCGGUAUGCCUGCUUAUGAGUCUACGUCUGUGUCUCUGUCUGUCGUGUGCUUCCUGUUUUAUUUUGUAGGUCUGUGUCCCAUGUCAGUGCGUUCAGCUUUGUGCUCUCCCUGUAUCAUCAGUGUAAUCAGCGUCAGCCGUGUCUCCCAGCUGUUUCCUCUUCGCUCCGUUCACCUCUUGUAUUUAGUGUCUGUGUCUUCCCCUACUCGGUGUCGCGUCGUUAACGUCUGUUCAUCCUCUUACCUCCUCCAUGCUGUGUGUUUGUCAUGUUCCGGUUCUCCAGCACCACUGUUUUUUUCAGCCAUGGGAGACUGGUCUUACCUGCUGACACUGCUACACAAGGUCCAAUCUCAUUCAACUAUAGUGGGCAAGAUCUGGAUGAGCGUCCUCUUCCUGUUCCGGAUCUUUGUCCUAGGUGCUGCUGCAGACAAUGUUUGGGCAGAUGAAGUGUCAGAGUUCUACUGUGACACUCAGGAACCAGGAUGUGAACAUGCUUGCUACAACUGGAAGUUUCCAAUAUCCUUUGUACAUUACUGGGUCCUGCAGAUCACCUUUGUGUCAACUCCUACCCUUGUCUUUCUGGGAUAUGCUGUACACAUAAUUCAUAAAGAGAAAAAAAUGAUGGAACAGCUGCAGGAUGGUGUUGAUGGAAUUAAAUUAAAGAAACGUAAAUAUACGGAUGAUCGUGGAAAGGUGAAGUUAAAAGGGACACUCUUUUGCACGUAUGUGACACAGCUCUUUUUAAAGAUCUUCCUGGAAGUUGGAUUUAGUGUGAGCCAGUUUUUUAUCUUUGGUUCUCCAUUCAUUCACUUAAAGUUCCACUGUAAAAUGUCUCCUUGCGCCGAAAUGGCUGGUGCCCAGUGUAUGGUCUCCCGUCCCACAGAGAAAACGAUCUUUAUCUUUUUUAUGCUUGCAGUUUCAGGCAUUUCAGUACUCCUGAAUAUAAUGGAGAUCAUUUACUUGUGCUGUACAAGGAGAAGAGAUAACAGGAAACAGUUUUUAUGUGAACAGUAUGAACUCAGUUCACAGUAUCAGCCAUUCAGUGGAGCUGGCCAAAACACAAAUCGCCCUCAUGGAGGAGUUCCAUUGUUCACUCCGCCAGCUCGUGCUAAGACGGGACUCAGCGCUAAUGAGAACCACAGUGAUUCCAUCGUUAAAGAGAAGGAUACCUGACAGAAAGGAUCUCUGAGUAAUUAUACAUAAUCAUUUGACAGAAUCUGCUCUUAUUGAACUUUUUGUAACUAACUUUAAACAUAAGAGCCUUGUAUGAUGAUUAGCAAUAUGAAUUAUUUCUGUUAUGCAUUGUUCAGAAAUCUGUUUUUUUAAUCCACUUUAAAAAUAUUUAACAAUCAUUAAUAAAAAACUGAUUAUCAUUCCACACUCUUCUUUGUACAUUGACACUGGGCAGGAUAGCCUAUAUUCUUGAAAGAAGGAAAAAGAAUGUGGCUUAAUUGCACAAGGCUGCUGAUGUUCACUCCUCAGAGUUCCAACUCGAAAUAAGUUCCCGGCUGACUCUACAUCCCUUUAUACCCUUCCCUCUUUUCAAACUU